AGAACGUACUCUGAGAGAUAAAAAGAGCUUAACCUCGAUCAUUCGAAUUUCGGUCCACUCUAAUGCCCAAACUGGCGUCGACUGUCCAAGACCUCGUUGCCAUUUGCCCGAAUCAGACCCAUCUUUUCUUCCCGAAAGGAGAAUUUUUCAAUCUGGAGUUCCAAGAUCAGAGAAUCUGGUUUUACGCUUUAAUUGAGUGAAGACAGCUCCAAGUUCAUCCAUGGAGAGGACGGAGCGUCAACGUCCAAAUCAUCCUCCCAAUCGUUCCUUUGCACCAUCUGAAUCUUCCGGAUCUUCCACCUCCACUUCACGCAGAAAUUAUUCCAAUCGCAGUAGAAACUCCGACUACAAUUAUGCCAAGUAUAAUAAUACCAACAGUAAUCGCAACUUUGAGCAUGACUCUUCUGACUGGCGUGGCAAAAGAAGUAGCGCUGGUAAAAUGUAUAUACAGAAGCUUGAGACCAAGGAUGAUUCUGACAGUUCUCACUUCGAUCUUCCGCCGGUAAUUGUCGGCACUUGUCCCUUCAUGUGCCCUGAGGCAGAAAGAGCACAACGUGAAAGGUUGCGAGAUUUGGCUAUAUUUGAAAGGUUACAUGGAAAUCCUGGAAAAACGUCUCCAGGUCUGGCCGUCAAAAAGUUCUGCAGAACAAUGUCCGCCAAGAAUGACCAAGCAUUAGAUGUGCGGCCUCUACCUGUACUGGAGAAUACGUUGAAAUAUGUUCUAAGCUUUUUGGAUUCUAAAGAGCACCCUUUUGAAGUGAUUCAUGACUUUGUAUUUGAUAGAACAAGGUCUAUAAGGCAAGACCUCAGCAUACAGAAUAUUGUAAAUGAGAAGGCCGUCAACAUGUAUGAAGAAAUGGUUAGAUUCCAUACCAUAUCGCAUCAGAAGCUUUUAAAUGGUGAUAGUAGUUCAAAUGCUUCCUCAAUGCACCACCUCAAUAUGCAGCAGCUCUCAAAGACUUUGAUAACACUGCUGAAUCUUUAUGAAGUUAACAGAAGCAAUGGUGCUAUAUUUGAAAAUGAAGCCGAGUUCCAUUCAUUCUAUGUGCUGCUUCAUCUGGGUUCUAAUAGCCAAACAACUGGGGAAUCACUGACUCUGUGGUUUCGUACUUUACGUUCUCCUGUGAUCAAGUCGAAGGAAAUGUGUUUUGCUCGGAGAAUUUUAAGAUAUUUUCGGAUGUGUAAUUAUAAAGGUUUCCUUUGUACCAUAGGAGCUGAGGCUUCCAACCUUCAAUAUUGCAUACUUGAACCUUACGUUAACGAGGUUCGAGCUUUAGCUUUGUCUUUUAUAAACAACGGUGGUUACAAGCUUAAUCCCUACCCCUUGGUGGAUCUAUCCAUGCUUUUAAUGAUGGAGGAAUCAGAGGUGGAAUCAUUUUGCCAAGCUUGUGGUCUUGCAACAUGUGGAGAUGAAUUAGGAAACAAGUCACUUCCUACCAAGCAAACAACUUUUUCUAGUCCCAAAGGAGUGUUUCAAAGAUACAACUUUCUAAAGAAGAUAUAAUAUCAGCGUGAUUCUCUAUAACAACAACCCAAUGACUCCUCAUUUUCUAGGGUUUAAUUUCUGCACGAAUUUUCUCUCUUCUCUUGUUGUACUAUACUGUACAGUAGGGAUCUGGAAAAGUUGUAUUUUGGACCAUUUCUCGAUUUGUAUUGUGUCAUCGUUGCACACGAGUCAUGCUAAUCUUCUAUAUAUCAUUCUACUUUGAUCAAAUAAAGUUGUAUUAUCCUAUAACUUAAAUUAUAGCUUUGUGGGGAUCAUGAGAACUACGUAGCAUCUUUAUAAAUUAACAAAUUGUAUCAUAUCACUAUUUUUUUA
This is a messenger RNA of Cucumis sativus (cucumber), 1819 nucleotides long. RefSeq names its product SAC3 family protein C. Bases 221 to 1504 code for a protein of 427 amino acids. The transcript has 8 exons. Gene Ontology annotation, biological process: mRNA export from nucleus. Gene Ontology annotation, cellular component: transcription export complex 2; cytoplasm; nucleus. Lineage: Eukaryota; Viridiplantae; Streptophyta; Magnoliopsida; Cucurbitales; Cucurbitaceae. The record is from RefSeq and is a predicted model, not a curated record.